GCAAUAAAGACUAGGUCAUUUCUACCUUCCAACCUUCGGAUCGUGUUGGGAGGGCGUGUUGGUGGGAAGCUAGGUAAUGAUUUGUCACGCCGAACGCCUGGAGUAGCCGUCAAACCAAUUCUGCUGGAAACUCUAGCUGUGAUUGACAGCAGGGUCGCGGGGGGCCUUUCUGCUCUCUGUUGACAGUAAUAAUGAGGCUUUCUCAAAGCUUGAUGGACAUGGAAAUGCCAGACUACAGUGAGUCCCUUGACUCCUCGUACACCAUGUUGGAGUUUGACAGCUUGCGGGUGCUGCCCACAAACUCAUCAGAUGCCAUCGCUUCUGAGUUGGGCAACAGCACUUUGCUCCUGAAUGGGGUCCAUUCAUUAUGUGCCAUCUGUGGCGAUCGAGCAACUGGGAAGCAUUAUGGGGCUUCCAGCUGUGAUGGCUGCAAAGGGUUCUUCAGAAGGAGUGUCCGCAAGAAUCAUGUCUAUUCGUGCAGGUUCAGCCGACAAUGUGUGAUAGACAAGGACAAGAGGAACCAGUGUCGAUACUGCCGGCUGAAGAAAUGUUUCCGAGCCGGAAUGAAAAAAGAAGCUGUGCAGAAUGAGCGUGACAGGAUAAGUAUCCGGCGAAGCAGCUAUGAGGACAACGGGGCCCUCUCCAUCACUGUUCUGACCCAAGCAGAAGCAAUGGCACAGCAGUAUUCAGCUCUCCGUCCUGUGCACAGCGCAGACAUUGCCAUGAAGAAGAUUGCAACCAUCAGUGAUGUGUCCGAAUCCAUGAAACAGCAGCUCUUGGUCCUGGUUGAGUGGGCCAAAUACAUCCCGGCCUUCUGUGAGCUUCCUCUGGAUGACCAGGUUGCCUUACUAAGAGCUCAUGCCGGAGAACACCUACUUCUGGGAGUUGCAAAGCGAUCUAUACCAUACACCGAUUUUCUGUUAUUAGGAAAUGACUUCAUUAUCCCCAUGCAAUGCCCAGAGCUUGAAAUUGCCCGUGUGGCUACGAGGAUCCUAGAUGAACUAGUGAAACCUUUGCGAGAAAUCCAGAUCGAUGAGAACGAAUAUGCCUGCCUUAAAGCCAUUGUAUUCUUUGACCCAGAUUGCAAAGGCUUGAGUGAAGCCGGAAAGGUGAAAAACAUGCGUUUCCAGGUCCAGGUGAACCUUGAAGAUUACAUCAAUGACCGGCAGUACGACUCCCGAGGGAGGUUCAGUGACAUUCUCCUGCUCCUUCCCCCACUUCAAAGCAUCACUUGGCAAAUGAUUGAACAGGUCCAGUUUGUCAAGCUCUUUGGAGUGGCCAGAAUUGACAGCCUGCUUCAGGAGAUGCUUCUAGGAGGAACAUCCAUGGAAGUGCCACAGUACCCAUCAGGGCCUUCUGGCCUCAGCAUAGAAUCUCUUCCAGGACACAUUGUGCUACCCAGCAACAUCAGUUCUGUAAUUCACACUGUUUCAGUCUCGUCUCCUGAAACAUCCCUUCCUUCUCCUUCCACCAGUACUGGCAGUGAAGACUACAAGAUGGGUCCAGCCCCUGGGUCUGAAGUGCCUACACCACUUUUGCCUCAAGCAAUUAUACCUAAACAGGAGAUUCUUUAAAGAAGAAAAAAAGCCAAGCUCAAGACAAUCAACCAUAAAACAUUCCCAGCCUUUAAGUCCAAACAGCCUGGUUCUCCCAUCGCCAAGGGCUUUCAACUGUCAAAACGGAAUCGUUCAGCAAACAUUUGAGAACUUACCCACCACCAUUGUCCGUUUCCUCUUCCUACUUCUGCGUCAAUGGGGAUCAAGUAGAAUGCAUACACAGAGACUGUUCUCUGUGCUGUGGUUCCAUCUUCUUUGUUAUGCUUUGUGUGUUCCCAACAAUGCCCGUAUAUGUGCAGAUUAGGACCCAAACAGUAGGCAGACCCAAACACAUACAUAACAUUGCUUCCUGUGUGAGCUGAUUUGCAUCCUAGGUUUCUCUGCUGCCCUUCAGUUCCAAGCAGCCCCUGGGAGAUUCCAUAAACCCAGUGAAUGAAUCAUUGAGUCCUGCUGCCAAAGUCCCAAUUGGCUCUAAAACCCUCAAGUAGCAUCCACAGAAAGAGAUCCCCUGACAUUAUUAGCAUAAUAGACAAGAGGUAUCAUUUCUAGCUCUUCUGCAAUUGCUAGGGAGCAUGCUGUACAUCAAAACUUGGCAGCAUGUGGUUUAUUUUCUGUUACACUCCCAUCUGUUGUGUCGUUAUUGAAGCAGAAGGCAAGGCCGGUUUGGCGAGAAUCCAAAACAAGGGGAUUGGUUCCACACAGAUAAAAGAGCCAUUUUGACUGAUGUGCACCCAAUGUUAUUUCUUGUGAUUUAUGGGGUUUCUCUUCUAUUUCCCCACCCCCCUUUUUAUUUGGACAGCAUACUAUCGGAACCUGUCAACUUGUUUUUAUCAUUUUUAAAAGCUGUCAGUAUGUGAAAAUAGGUAUAUGUGCUUAAGAUAAAUAAAGUGAUAAACCAAUACAUAAUGGGGUAAACAUGUAUGAUUAGUACUUCAGCAUUCCUACUACUUUUUGUACCCUUAGGGUGUCUUUGUACUGCUAUCACGUGUGCCUCUCAGAUCAUGCGGUGUAUUAGUUUAGAAUGACUGGUCUAAAUACAGUGGCUCCUCGCUAGA
Pogona vitticeps (central bearded dragon) is the source of this 2611-nucleotide messenger RNA. RefSeq names its product hepatocyte nuclear factor 4-beta. NCBI's taxonomy places the organism in Eukaryota, Metazoa, Chordata, Lepidosauria, Squamata, Agamidae. The record is from RefSeq and is a predicted model, not a curated record. Gene Ontology annotation, molecular function: RNA polymerase II cis-regulatory region sequence-specific DNA binding; zinc ion binding; nuclear steroid receptor activity. Gene Ontology annotation, cellular component: nucleus. Gene Ontology annotation, biological process: regulation of DNA-templated transcription.